This is a messenger RNA of Zonotrichia albicollis (white-throated sparrow), 5176 nucleotides long. RefSeq names its product ankyrin repeat domain 13A (gene ANKRD13A). The record is from RefSeq and is a predicted model, not a curated record. Gene Ontology annotation, molecular function: protein binding. Gene Ontology annotation, cellular component: cytoplasm. NCBI's taxonomy places the organism in Eukaryota, Metazoa, Chordata, Aves, Passeriformes, Passerellidae.
UGGGCCAGGUGGGUGCCAGCAGAGAGCAGAAGCUGAAGGGGUCAAGGCUUGAGUAACCUGCGGUCUGCAGCACCCAGAGAGGGAAGAGUGAGGGGCCCCGGCUGCCCCUCCGCAGGUGCGUGCCGGGAUGAGCUCCCCUGGCGGGGCCAGCAGCGCCUUCCCCCUGCACGUCCUGGUGUGGAACAACGACUACAGGCGGCUGGACGAGGAGCUGCAGGAGCAGGACGUUGACCAGCGGGACCCUCGGGGCAGGACCUUGCUGCACUUGGCUGUUUCCCUGGGUUACAUCGAGUCUGCCAAGGUCCUCCUGCAGCACAAGGCAGAUGUGACCAAGGAGAAUGCACAGGGAUGGACGGUUUUGCACGAGGCUGUGAGCACAGGGGAUCCAGAGAUGGUCCAGCUGAUCCUGCAGCAUCGGGACUACCAGCAGACCUCCAUGACCCUUGGAGGAGUUCCUGAGUUACUGCAGAAAAUUAAUGAGACUCCUGACUUUUAUGUGGAGAUGAAAUGGGAGUUCACUAGCUGGGUGCCCCUGGUUUCCAGGGUGUGCCCGAGCGACGUGUGCCGCAUCUGGAAGAGCCGGGCCAAGCUGCGCGUGGACAUCACCCUGCUGGGCUUUGAGAACAUGAGCUGGGAGAGGGGCAGGAGGACUGUCAUCUUCAAGGGAGAAGACUCUGGUGGCUGGGCAGAGCUCAUUGAGAUCAACCACGAUGACAAGUUUGUGACAACAGAGAGGUUUGAGAUCUCCCAGCACAUGAAACGUUUGACUCUGGGAUCCAUGACACCCAAAAGGAAAGAUGUGGAGAGGCGCCUCACAUCCCCAAUCAUCAGCACGUGCCUUGAUACCAAAAACAUUGCUUUUGAAAGAACCACAUCUGGAUUCUGGGUAUGGAGGACAGAAAAAUCAGAAGGUGUCAAUGGUUAUGAAGCCAAGGUCUACACAGCAAACAAUGUGAACGUGAUCACACGGAUCAGAACAGAGCAUUUAACAGAAGAGGAGAAGAGGAGAUAUAAAGCUGAUAGGAGCCCUCUGGAAUCAUUCCUGGGGACAGUGGAGCACGAAUGUGGUGCUCAGAGUACAUCCAGAACUACAGAAUAUGCUGCAACCAACAAUCCCACUGCUAUAACUCUGGAGGAAUACUUCAACCCAGAGUUUGAUUUGAAAGGCAGAGACAUAGGAAGACCAAAGGAAGUCACUGUUAGAACACAGAAAUUUAAAGCAACCCUGUGGAUGAGUGAAGAGUUCCCCUUGUCUCUCAUGGAACAAGUCACUCCAAUCAUUGACCUGAUGGCCAGAACCAGUGCUCAUUUUGCCAGACUUAGGGAUUUCAUCACUCUGGAAUUUCCACCAGGAUUUCCUGUCAAAAUUGAAAUUCCCCUGUUUCAUGUGCUGAAUGCUCGAAUUACUUUUGAAAAUGUCAACAGCUGCAGGACAGCUGAGAGACCCUCUCCUGGAGGUGCACAGAGUGAUGCAGGUGCUAAUUUUGAGGUUGACCAGUCGGUGUUUGAGAUCCCCAAGUCCUACCAUGUCCAGGAUGAUGGCAGGAACAUCCACGUGCAGGAUGAGGAUAAUGAGAUCAUGCAGUUUGCCAUCCAGCAGAGCUUGUUGGAGUCUGGUGCAAAUAAAGAAUUGGAGAUGCUUUCCAAUGGAGCAGUUGCAUAUUCCUCAGACUUCAACAUGCAGUAUCAGAAGGCCCUUCAGGAGAGCUUCCUGUCAGGAUCAGGGACCUCCCACAGCAGCACCUCCAGUGAAGCCUCCAGCUUUGAGAAGGACUUGCAGCUUGCCAUGGAAUUGUCAGUGAGGGAGCAGGAGGAGCAGGAGAAGCAGCGUCGGGAGCAGGAGGAUGCAGAGCUUCAGCAAGUUUUACAGCUCUCUCUUGUGGAAAAAUAACUCCUAAGUGACCUCCUGAAGCAGGGAUGACCAAAUCUGUGUAAAACUGGAGAUUGUCAGAGCUGUCAGUCUGAAGACCACUCCUGGAUUGCUUAAGGAAACGUUUUGCUGCCUUCUAAGUUGGCAUCAGCUGCAAAAAGCUGAUUUAUUUUUGUUUGGGGGAGUUGUACAUCACAGGACUCCACAUCUGGCUCCCCAGCCAUGCAGUCUUAGCUUUGAAGGAAAUGUUUUUAUCUAAACUUAUUUAUUGAAGAGCAGAUGGAAAUUUUGCUUUGCAUCAGGAUGUAGGAUUGCAGUAAAGCUUGAAAGCCUGAUUUAUGGGGAGUUCAGGAGGGAAACUUCAUUACUUACCAAAGAAAUACUCAUCUGCUUCAUUAUUUCUUAAUAAUUCAAAGCCAUUGCCUGUUUUUCCAGCUGUUUCAUGGGAGAGCAUCUCCCUGCCUCUACACACACUGUAGUUCUUCAUGCUGACAGAUGGUUUCUGUUAGUUUUGUUUAGAUAUGGUUAUCUCUCCUCUAGUUAUUGAGAUUUUUGGCUUAAGAGGGAUAAUUUUAUACUUGAACAGCUCAUCCAAGCUCCAGAUUAAACUAGUGCUUUCUGAAAAAAGGACAAACCAAGUAGCCAGUAACAUUUUAGAUGCUGAAAUGGGACCAUCUGUCCAGUACAGCAGCAAUUUCUGCAUUGAUUCCAAACCAGCUCUUUCCCCUGCUCAGAGGGCAGCAAGAAAUUAAGGCAUAGAUAGAUACAGGUGCUUCUUUGGGAUCUCUUGGUGUGCAUGGCUGAGUGUGGGUGCUAAAAGCAGCCAGGCAAAGAAUUCAGGGGAGAUUUUCAUGUGUCCUUAUUGGAAGAGAAGUUUCAUUCUGCAAGGGAAACGUGUGUUGCUUUUUAAAACCCCAGCUCUCGUCCUUCAUGUGAAUACAUCUAUUUUUUUACCUGAAUAUUUGUAUUGAUUUUAAACCAAACCACUAGGCCUACACUCAUCCAACUGGUCUUGUAACGAUUCCUAGGUCUGUUUUAACCAGCUUUCCUCAGGUUUUUGGCCAUGCAGGAUCUUUGUAGCUCUUUUAUCUGCACUCCUCUCGGUGUUUACAGUACUCACACUGUGACUCUCAAGUGCACUCCACAGGUACACGGUGAACAGCCACAGGAAAGCCUUACACUUGUUAAAUGUGAGCAAUAUCCCUCUGCCCUGCCUGCCAGGGCUGGAGGAACCUUUGGUACAGCUGCUCUGAGCUUGCUCCUAACACUGCUCCUGUUCCUCAGGCUGAACAGGGCACUUCUGGGUGACCAACUAUUAAUUAACCAAUGUAAAAUCACUCUAAAAUGGACUUGAUCAUAACCAGUGGGGCAGUUGGAAGCCUAUUUUAAACCAGUAAUCCAUUGUUUUACAUAGGAGAUGAUUACAAUUCCUUCAGUGUACACUAGGACUGGCCUGUCCACACUGGGUUUGUUCCCUGGCACAACUUGCAUCGCUGAAAACAGCUGCUGGAAUGGGGACUGUCCCGCACAGGGGCUGGGUUGGGAUUUCUUUCUUUGCAAAAGGGGAUUCCUGUGACUGUCACAGUUGGGAGAAGGGAGGGGAUCUCAUGUUGAGCUCCUGGCAGGGUGGGAGGCAGGAGCUGGAGCUGUGGGCAUUCCUCCAGUGGGAAUAAAGAGUGCUGUUGCCUUUACAAACCCUGCCUGGCAUUGCCUGUCUUCUGCUAAGCUUUUCAAAGGUUACAAGAAGGGUAAAAAUAGCAUUUUUUCAAGCUGACUUGUUCUGGUUUUAUAUUUAAACUAAAGAACAUUGAGCACUUUCAGUUGAAGUUUUGUUACGCUCCUGCUUCUUAGUCUGGGACUGUAAAAUAAAUUGGAUGGAUUAGCUUUGGGGUUUUUUUUUUUUGCUUUCUUUGACAUUUGUAUCAUUCCAGCUAAAACUAGAAGGCCCUGCUUCCCUCAGCCAGGUGCUGCUUCUCUUAAAGCCUGACUUAACCCUUUCAUGUAAGAUGGACAUGCUCUGUGUGCUGGAAGAAAAACCAAAGGUACUGCACAUUACACCACACACAGGUAUUUUUUCUCACUGUAUUUGGAGUAUUUUUUUCUAUUAAUUAUCUUUUUGUACAUUAAAGUGACAUUAUCAUCUGUGAAACUCUCCAGGGUAGUUCUGGCUUUUGGACAUUUUCAACGAAAUUUUGAGUCUCCCUGUCUUGAAAAGGGGGGAUCAGUACAACACAGAAGUUAAGGAAGUGAAAAGCAGGAAAUCCUAUUAAUUUCUCUCUGCAGCUUCUUGUGAGAGAGGUGCAGAGAGUUCUGAGUGGGUUUAAUAUUAGGGCCAAAACUGUUGUGUAAACAGUCCAACCUCUCUCUGAGGCAGCUUGAGGCUGAUGUGGGAAAGAGAAGCUCAGAGUUACAAACACCUGUAGCUUCUUCUAAAACUAUAACCAGCUUUAAAAGUUCUUUAAUUUCAUGCUGCUAGUUCCUGAAAGCAAGACUGUGCUUUUUUUUUUUUUUGUGCUUUUGACCCCAUUUCAAAGCUUUUCACAUCAGCAAUUCAUGAUUCUGUUUAUUUGGAAACCCUUCUUACACUGCUUUGGCCGAGUUUUGAUUCAUAGCUGAGCUGCUGGAAACUGCACAACGUUUGUAGGAUCUGCUUCCAUUGUGCUGUUAAAGGGCUCCUUGCUGACAGACAUCCAUGGAAACAUUCCCCCAGCCCUGCCAUCCUCUUCCCUGGCUUUCCCCAGCACUGCAAUCCCACUAAAAACAAGGUAGGAGCCAUGAGGGGACCAGAGGUGGGAACCAGGACAGCCUCACCCCUUUCCAGCCCAGUUAAUAACAAACAGCACAGCCAUUGAAUAAAUAAGAGCCUGGAUUGUUUACUGAGCGUUUUUAUUUGUACAAAGAGGCAUAGCAGGGAGUGAGGAAUGAGAGCAAACAGGAAUUCUGCUCCUGGGAAUGCAGAGCUGGGGCUGGGAGCUUCACCAUCCACCCCCACGAGCAGCACAGGCUGCAGGCCAGGCUUCACAGCGAUGAAGGAGCAGGGGAAAUCAGGAACACAGGAAUCAAAAGGAGGAGCAGAAAGCAAUAGAAAGAACAGUGCUGCCUUGCUGCCUCACUCUUGGAUUAACAACUCCAUCUGCUCGAGGCCAGGCUCACUCUGUCAUUUCUCAAAACAAAGAAAAUCCCUGUUCAAUGCCAGCACUCAGCGUCCUUGAAACAGAACAGAAAACACCUAAGAGGCAGCACGAGGGCUUGAGAACAGGUCAACAACAAUUGUUCUGGAAGUUACAUUUUAAAACUCUAAAUAAA